Penicillium expansum is the source of this 2319-nucleotide messenger RNA. RefSeq lists its product as uncharacterized. The coding region runs from base 1 to 2319 and encodes 772 amino acids. Gene Ontology annotation, biological process: protein deubiquitination. NCBI's taxonomy places the organism in Eukaryota, Fungi, Ascomycota, Eurotiomycetes, Eurotiales, Aspergillaceae. The record is from RefSeq and is a predicted model, not a curated record. Gene Ontology annotation, molecular function: cysteine-type endopeptidase activity; cysteine-type deubiquitinase activity. Gene Ontology annotation, cellular component: nucleus; cytosol. The transcript has 3 exons.
AUGAAGGCACUCUUCUCCAAGGGCUCAAAGAAUGGGGCUUCCAACCCCCCGGCUACGGCACCACCCGUGAAAAAAGACCUCCAGGUACCGCAGAUUUCACCGCUAGAAAAGAGGUUACAGGACAUGGGAUCUAUCCGUGGCGAUGGGAGUGACAAGUUCUACGGAAUGGAAAAUUAUGGCAACACUUGUUACUGCAACUCAAUCCUACAAUGUCUCUACUAUUCGGUGCCUUUCCGUGAAGCCGUCAUCAACUACCCACAACGCACACCCAUGGACAGCCUCGAGGCUGCACUCGCCAAGAACUUACGUUACCAGAACCCAAACGCACACCUUGAAGCCGAGGCACUGGCUGCCAAACAAAAGGCUUCCUCCCCACCAUCCGCGCGCCAGGCCGGUGUGCCCCCAAAUCCAAACCAGAAGCCGGAAGACAAGGACUCACCCGAAUACAAGAAGAAGGUAGCCCUGCAGACCCUUCCGAUUCUGGAAACCAAGAACAAUGCGACCAGUUAUGGGAUGUCGGAGUCCCUCUUCACUUCGCUCAAGGACAUCUUCGAAUCGGUGGUAGCUAGCCAAGCGCGCAUUGGUAUCGUUCGCCCGCAACAGUUUCUAGACGUUCUACGACGAGAACACGAAAUGUUUCGGACCGCCAUGCACCAGGAUGCGCAUGAGUUUUUGAAUUUGCUUCUCAACGAAGUGGUAGCCAAUGUCGAAACGGAGGCCACGAAGCAAUCAUUCAUCGAAAAGGCUUUGCCACCAACGGAGAGCGCAGAUUCGUUGGGAAUGAUGCCAUCUAGCACGGGUUCGAAGUCACCGAAUACUACGAGAUGGGUUCACGAGCUGUUCGAGGGAACUUUGACCUCCGAGACCAAGUGUCUCACCUGUGAAAAGGUCUCGCAGCGAGAUGAGGUUUUCUUGGAUUUAUCGGUGGAUCUUGAGCAGCAUUCGUCCGUGACCUCUUGCCUCCGAAAGUUUUCGGCCGAGGAGAUGCUUUGUGAGCGCAAUAAGUUCCACUGCGACAACUGUGGUGGACUACAAGAAGCGGAGAAGCGGAUGAAAAUCAAACGUUUACCCCGUGUCCUGGCUUUGCAUUUGAAGCGUUUCAAAUAUACCGAGGACUUGCAGCGACUCCAGAAGCUGUUCCACCGCGUCGUCUAUCCCUACCAUCUUCGUCUGUUCAACACCACAGACGAUGCCGAGGAUCCAGACCGGCUCUAUGAAUUGUAUGCGGUGGUUGUUCACAUUGGUGGAGGACCGUAUCACGGCCACUAUGUUGCUAUCAUCAAGACCGAAGACCGUGGUUGGCUGCUGUUCGACGACGAGCUCGUGGAACCGGUUGACAAAAGUUACGUGCGUAACUUCUUUGGAGAUCGACCCGGGUUGGCGUGUGCCUACGUUCUAUUCUAUCAAGAGACAACUAUCGAGGCUGUCAUGCGCGAGCAGGCGCAAGAGAACCAGGCCUCUGCCACCGCAGCAGCCGAAACAGGGGAGGCCGGAAAGUCUAAUGGAUCUCCCUUCUCACCACCGCUAGCUCAUGCCCAAAGUGCAUCACAGGUGCCCCCAGAGCACGCAAUCCCAUUCACUCCUCUCAGUCGAGCCCCAACGGCACCUCCACUGUCUACAUACCCAGAAGAACCCCAGGAGUCCCAUCCAACUUCACCGCAGCCCGUCCAGCCGCCUCUCCCUUCGAUUCCCGACGAAACACCUCCCCCAUUGAGCCCAAAGAAGAGUGAUCACCAACUACGGAAGGAACGUAAGGCCAUGGAGAAAGAGAAGGAUAAGAACGAAAGGAAUCGUCUGAAAGAGCAGGACUUACACAACCGCGAAAUGCAACGACGAGAGGCAGAGGAGUUGAAAAGAGCUAUUGAGGCCAGCAGGGCUGACACGGUCGAUUUUGCUGAGAAUGGAUCGCCAAGGAAGUCGAGCAGUUUCGGCUUUUUGAAACGAGGCAGCCGCAGUCUCAGUCACCGACUCAGCAAAGACAAAGAGCACCGAAUCUCAACAUCUGAUCUCUCAACGGCACCGCUUCUUCCAGAAGUUUUGCGAGAAGCACCCAAGGAAGCAGAACCGGCCCGGCAAGUCCAUAAACCAGUUCAGCCGAUCAAGCCAGUACACCCGGCCCAGCCAGUUCAGUCACCAGUUUCUUCUCCGAGAGAUUUCCCACCCAUAUCCAACCCUAAGCAACCCAAGCAACCCAUCCGAGCUCGAACUCCCGAGCCUUUGGCCAAAGAGUUGGCCAAAGACCAGCACAACAACCAUACGAAGCCUGGCCAUACCCAUACCCCUCGGUGGAGAACUUUCAGUUUCAAGAAAGUGGCAUGA